CUCAGUCACUUCCUUUGUCAGCCUCUUCCUCCCCAGUGCGUCGAAGAAGAUAAGCCGGUCGGACCACGCGGCACCAGUUUUUCAUUGGGAAAAAAAAAAAACCCGAGGCGGAGAGGCAGCAAUGAAUGUGGAUCAUGAGGUUAACCUCUUAGUGGAGGAAAUUCAUCGCUUGGGUUCAAAAAAUGCUGAUGGAAAGUUAAGUGUGAAAUUUGGCGUCCUCUUCCGAGAUGACAAAUGUGCUAACCUCUUUGAAGCAUUAGUGGGAACUCUCAAAGCUGCAAAACGAAGGAAGAUCGUUUCAUACCCAGGAGAGUUACUUUUGCAAGGUGUUCAUGAUGAUGUUGAUAUUGUAUUGCUACAAGAUUAAUGUGGUUUGCAUGUCUUUGUGUAUUGCUAUUUUCUGCUUCUGGUAAACUGGAUUAUUAAGUCAAAGAACAAACAUGUAAGCAUACUUAAUGUAUUUUUAUUAGAACUUUAUAAACAAAAGGAGACUCAUAUUUUUGAAGUCUGCUCUUUUUUUAUAUCUGGAAAGACAAUUUGUGUAUUACACUGUAAAAUAAACAAAACCUGUUAUUUUUCUCAGGAAUCUGGUUAGAAAAUGUAGGCAAUGAGGCAUUUUUUGCUGGGGGGAGGGAUGGGGAUGUUUGUUUCAUAAAUCAUUCUUUGACAACUUUAUAGAUAUUUGCAUUCUGUGAAAGCAAAAAACAAACUGAAAACCAACUCCACAAGGAAUAGUACAAUAUAUAUGUAAUAAAGCCAUGUAACUGUCUUAAAAUU
Trichechus manatus latirostris (Florida manatee) is the source of this 777-nucleotide messenger RNA. It is a transcript of the gene ABRACL, whose product is annotated as ABRA C-terminal like. The transcript is spliced from 3 exons. The record is from RefSeq and is a predicted model, not a curated record. Gene Ontology annotation, biological process: regulation of actin filament-based process. Bases 122 to 367 code for a protein of 81 amino acids. NCBI's taxonomy places the organism in Eukaryota, Metazoa, Chordata, Mammalia, Sirenia, Trichechidae.